ACUCACUUCUCAUUUCACUAAUUAUUCAAACAAAAACCCUUUCGUUUCUUUUUAUCUACCACCACCAAACCACCAUGUUUCACACCUCUCCGCAGGUAUAACUUGGUGAAGCCAAACAUAUGUCACUCAUUCGAAAUACCCUUUUCCAAAUUUGUUUUCUUUUUUUAUUUAGUCUAAAUUAAUUCAAACUCGACUCAUUCGAGAGGCUUAAAUUAAGGAAUUGAGAAUGUUGUGUCGUAAAAAUUCAACCAGGGAAAGGAGGGGAUCCAUUCCGGUUUAUCUCAAUGUGUAUGAUCUCACAUCUUAUAAUGGCUAUGCUUACUGGCUCGGUCUUGGUGCUUAUCAUUCCGGUGUGCAAGUUCAUGGAAUUGAGUAUGCAUUCGGAGCUCAUGAGUAUCCCUCGACUGGAAUCUUCGAAGGGGAACCAAAGCAAUGUGAAGGAUUUACAUUCAGGAAGUCGAUACUGGUUGGCUGGACGGAGAAGAGUAGUAAAGAAGUGAGAAAAGUAAUGGAAGAGCUCUCGAAAGUGUACAAAGGGAAUGCAUACAAUCUCAUAACCAAGAACUGUAACCAUUUCUGCAAUGAGGCUUGCAUUAAGCUCACUGGGAAUUCUAUUCCCAGAUGGGUUAAUCGACUCGCCAGAAUUGGUUUUUUGUGCAAUUGCAUGAUUCCAGUGAGCUUAAACACAACGAAAGUCGGGCAUGACAAAAUGGAAAACAAGGGAGUUGGCGAAGGGGAAAAGAAGAAGCUGAGAAGCCGAUCAAAAAGGCAAACACAAACUACUUCCUCCAAUUCGUCUUCUUCGACAUCUUCUCCGCCAUUUGUUCUUCGUUCCCCUCCGCCAUCCUCUUAGAUCAUAGUUCUUUCAUUUUCUUUUUUCUUUUUGGGGAAAACUAAUUUCACAGUACAAUAUUUUCUUCCCUUUAAACUUGUUUAUUCUUGUUUCCUUUGUGUUUGUACAAUGCUAACAGUUUUGAAAUGGGAUUUGAACUUGGUUUA
Molecule: messenger RNA, 999 nt
Organism: Daucus carota subsp. sativus
Lineage: Eukaryota; Viridiplantae; Streptophyta; Magnoliopsida; Apiales; Apiaceae
Product: deSI-like protein At4g17486
Exons: 3
Coding region: 227-853 (208 amino acids)
Biological process (GO): protein deubiquitination
Molecular function (GO): deubiquitinase activity
Source: RefSeq, a predicted model, not a curated record